Molecule: messenger RNA, 978 nt
Organism: Raphanus sativus (radish)
Lineage: Eukaryota; Viridiplantae; Streptophyta; Magnoliopsida; Brassicales; Brassicaceae
Exons: 2
Coding region: 1-978 (325 amino acids)
Source: RefSeq, a predicted model, not a curated record
AUGUAUGCGCAUAAAGAUUCAAGCGGAAGAGUAAACAGACGAAUUCUCAGCGGAGCAGAGAUAUUCAUGUACCAGGCCAGACAGACGCCUCUGACAAAGGAAACGGCUAAAAUGUUCUGUCCUUGUCGUAAAUGCAACAAUACAAAGUUUGCUGCUAGUGAUACCGUUUGGAAACAUAUAGUAAAUAGAGGAUUUACUCCACAUUACUAUAUUUGGUUUAACCACGGAGAAGGUGAUAGUAGGAAUGAAGCUAGUAGUAGUAAUCAGGUUGAAAAUGUUCGUAAUAGAGUUGAACCACAUUUGCCUUCUGAAAGUGUCAUUCAAGAAGAUCAUAUGGUAGAUCAUGAUAGAAUGCAUGAUAUGGUUACCGAUGCAUUUCGUGAAACUACAUCAGUAAUAGAGGAGGUCGAAAAUGUAGAGGGGCCUAACUUGGAUGCAAAAAGAUUUUAUGAAAUGCUAGCAGCAGCUAAUGAGCCAAUUUAUGAAGGUUGUAGAGAAGAGUAUUUGCCUGAAGAGAAUUUGUGUGAUGUAUCUUAUUAUGAGAUUCAGAAACUUGUUCAUAGUCUUGGUUUACCUUCGGAGAUGAUUGAUGUUUGUAUAGACAACUGUAUGAUGAUACUGGGAAAAGACGCAGAAUUGUUAGAGUGUAAAUUUUGCAAGAAGCCACGAUAUAAACCGCAAGGACGUGGACGGAAUAGAGUGCCGUACCAGCGGAUGUGGUACUUACCUAUUAAGGAUAGACUGAAGAGAUUAUAUCAAUCUGCGAAGACGGCAGCAUCGAUGAGAUGGCAUGCAGAACAUGAUCAGAAGGAAGGAGAGAUCAAUCAUCCCUCUGAUGCAAAAGCUUGGAAGCACUUGAAUUCGGUGUACCCUGAUUUUGCAAGCAACCCCCGCAACGUUUAUCUUGGCUCUGCACAGAUGGCUUUAGUCCAUUUGGAAUGUCUGGAAGACAAUACUCCCUUUGGCCAGUCUUCUUGA